GUGCCCCCCGCGCCUCCUCUGGCUGCUCCCGCAGCUGUUCAAGUCCAGCGCAGCCUCGUUGCCAGCGUCACCAUAUCCGGCGCUAAAGGGCUCGGCCACCCGGGCGGCCCCGGCCAGCUCUCGGGUCCCUUACACAGGAAACGCAGCCAGAGGGCUGGCCGGAAGUGGGAUCGGGCCGCGAGGCCUUCUGGGAGCAUCUGUUCUCCGGGACAUAACGGACGUGCGCUGCUGCUUGAGUCUCGGACCUGUCCGUGGGUCGCCUGCAUGCGGUGUCUCUGGAUUGCGUUUCGGGGGCUUGCGGCUGGUGGCGCUGCCGGGACCCCUGCGCAGGAAGCGAGGGGGCGGCCCGAGUGAUCCGGUUUGCGCCGGCUGUGGGCUGCGGACUGAGCGCGGGCUCUCGGCCAGAGGACGGACUUGUGAACGUUUGUUGCAUUUGUCGGGAAUUUUAUAUUCCAAACCCUUUGUCUUUUUGUCUCAUGAGAAGUAUCAGCUGAGCUUUUAAACUCAUUUAUCUGGUUUGACGGUUAAAAGCCUACAGGUCCUACCACCCCUACACUAAGACAGACCUGUGGUGUGAGUGUGAAGCCUGAGAACAGGUGUCUGCCAUCUUCUGACUGAGACCCACACCAGAAGCUCAGGAGUCUUGGGCAGGGGUGGACUCUGACCAUCUUGACCAGUCCUUCCCAGAGCCAGCAAGAUCCAAAUGACAUCUCAACCUUGAAAUACCAGCGACAGCUGUACAACAUGGAGUGUUUGACCCAGACCAUGUGGAGAAGAGCUUGGUGUUCCCAGGACUCUGCACUUUGCCAGAAAGAAGAGGACAUGACCAGAUCUUUUAAAACAGUGACUUUCAAGGACGUGGCUGUGGACCUCACCCAGGAGGAAUGGCUGCAAAUGAAGCCUGCCCAGAGGAGUUUGUAUCGAGAUGUGAUGCUAGAGACCUACAGCAACCUAAUAACAGUAGGUUGUCAAGUCAACAAGCCAGAUGUGAUCUUGAAGUUGGAGCAAGAAGAGGAGCCAUGGGUGCUGGAGGAAGAAAUGUUUUGGAGACACUCUCCAGAAGCCCGAAGAGAAGGAAAGAAGAGUUUUGGAUCUAAAGACAUGGCCAAGGGCUUGAAGUUCAAAGAUGUGGUCAUUUACUUCUCUCGAGAGGAGUGGACAUGCUUGUACCAGUCCCACAGGAAUCUGUACCGGGAUGUAAUGUUGGAGAAUUACAGCAACCUCAUUUCACUAGGUCUUGCUGACACUAAGCCAAGUGUGAUCUCACUUUUAGAGCAGGGGAAGGAGCCCUGGAUGGUUAUGAGGAAUGAGACAAAGGAAUGGCAUUCUGAUUGGGCAUCUAGAAGAGAAGGCAAGAACUUACUUCCAGAGGACGGUUACAAAAUUAAAUCAUUGCAACAAAAGAUGGCAAAGAAACCUACAUGCUCCAGCCUUGAGGACAGCAGGGCCAGAGGUAACAGAGAAGUCACAGACCAGUUGGAGAGCCAACAGGACCAUCAGGAGGGACAUUUGAGACAAGCUGUAGUGACCUCUGUCGAGAGGCCAAGUUCCAUCCAAUGCACAGUCCAUAGAGAAGCUCAUCCUUCAGAAAAACCUUGUAAAUGCAAGAAAUGUAAGAAAACAUUCGUGUGCCAAUCAUGUCUCAUUGAACAUGAGCAAAGUCACGAUAAAGAAAAAGGCACUGGGUGUGCACAAUGUGGGAAAGUCUUUAACUGUAGGUCAGACUUAAUUGUGCAUCAGAGCCUUCAUGGAAGCAAAAAGAGCAGUGAGAACAAGAAAAGUGACCUUCUCUGUGGUUCUGACAUCCUGAAGCCUCAGAGUACUCCCAGUAGUGAGAAACCUCACAAGUGUAAGGAAUGUGGGAAAGGCUUCCAUACUACCUCACAGCUCAGUCACCAUCAGAAGUUGCAUGUAGGUGAGAAGCCCUACAAGUGUAAAGAGUGUGGGAAGGCUUUUCCAUCUAAUGCACAGCUUAGUCUUCACCAGAGAGUUCACACUGAUGAGAAGUGCUUUGAAUGUAAGGAAUGUGGGAAAGCCUUCACCCGGCCCUCACAUCUUCUUCGUCACCAGCGAAUCCACACUGGUGAGAAGCCUCAUAUGUGUAAGGAAUGUGGGAAGGCCUUCCGUUACGACACUCAGCUUAGUCUUCAUCAGCUAACUCACGCUGGGGCACGACGCUAUGAGUGUAAGGACUGUGACAGAGUGUAUAGCUGUGCCUCACAGCUCACUUUACAUCAGAUGGUUCACACUGGGGAGAAGCCUCACAAGUGUAAAGAGUGUGGGAAAGGCUUUAUCUCUGAUUCACAUCUUCUUCGACAUCAGAGUGUUCACACUGGUGAGAAGCCCUAUAAAUGUAAGGAAUGUGGGAAAGGCUUCCGUCGUGGCACAGAACUUGCCCGGCAUCAGAGAGCCCAUGCUGGUGAGAAACCCUAUAAAUGUAAGGAGUGUGGAAAGUCAUUCACAUGUACUACAGAGCUCAUGAGACACCAAAAAGUUCACACUGGUGAGAGACCCCACAAAUGUAAGGAGUGUGGGAAGGCUUUCAUUCGAAGAUCAGAGCUAACACAUCAUGAAAGAAGCCACAGUGGUGAGAAACCCUAUGAGUGUAAGGAAUGCGGGAAGACUUUUGGCCGGGGCUCCGAGCUUAGUCGACACCAGAAAAUCCAUACUGGGGAGAAGCCCUAUAAGUGUAAGCAGUGUGGGAAAGCCUUCAUUCGUGGCUCUCACCUCACCCAACAUCAAAGAAUCCACACAGGACAGAGGAGUGAAUGAAGAGACACUGCCAUCAGAAAAUUGAUACAUCAUAGGGUUUCUCAGCAGCAUUAGAGUUCAUACUCAAAGACCAAUUAGGGCCAGAAACAAUUGGACACUUGUCACCAGUAAGAAACCUUACAAUUACAGAAAUCAGAAGUGACCAAAUGGUUCCAGAAUUUACCGUGAGGCUUUAGUUUAUGAAAAACUAGAAAUUUCCAUGAAUGUAAAGAAAGUAGGAAUGCCCUUUCAGUGGCCUAGAGCCACAUAUGCCUCAGAGAAUUCAUACCAGGAAAAAACUGAGGUGGCAGUAAUGUCAGAGGAAUUAGUCCUUAGCCCUCAGAGGAGAAAAUUCAUAACCACCAUACAAGUGUGAUCUCUCGUACUGAAGGCCACACUUGUGUUAACAAUCCAACACAUUCUUCAUCCAUCCCACUCAACUUUUAUGAAAUAUUUGCAAGUUUAUUCUAUGCAAUGAAUUUGAACUGAGGGAGUGUGGGUAAGGACUUAACCAUGUUUACUUUGUGCCUGUCCUCACUCAAGAGUUCACGCAGGGUGAAUCACUUAGUGACUUUAAAUUCUUUUAUAAAUUAGUAAUGUUAGUGUCAUGUAUCAAGUUAUACUGUGAGGAUAUGUAUAGUUUGGAAUAGCAUCCAGCAGGCAUGGUGGUGCACACCUGUAACAUGAGCACCCAGGAGCCAAAGGCAGGAGGAUCACAAGUGAGACUAGCUUGAAGAAUGUUCAAGAAAAGAAAGAUAUGCCAAAGAUAACUGCUUUCCUUGUUAUUUUCAAAAUUGUGAACUUUUAUGUAGCAAUCUUAUAAAAGGAAAGCCUUACAUGUCCAGUGCUUGGAGGGACAUUUUGCAUUGUCUCCUUGACUGUUACAGAAUCCUUUUGAAGAAAAACUGAGUUUCCAUUCAUAGUUUGCCCUUCUGCUCGUCAGAAGGUCCAGAGUUUAAACGUAGUCCCGUUGGGGGAGGUGGGGAGAUUUUGAUGACACAGGUGUUGUGUGGGAGAUGAAGAUGAAAUUAUCACUGAGCUAAGGCCAGUUGGACACGCAGAGACUAGUCUUGCUUGUCCCCCUCUGCAAUGUCUCCAACCACUCCCCCUGGCUAAGCACGUGGCCUCCUAUGUGAUAGAGGAUCUGAGCACAAGUCCACAGUGGACUUCAGCAGCAAGACACGGACAAAUGGUCUUAGCUGCAGGGAGCACAUCUGUACCACCAGGUGGCGCCUGGUUUGUGUUGCAAUCACAAGGCCAUGAGGCUAAGAUUGUCAUGGGAAAAUCAUUGUCAUUGACAUUGUGGCUUCAUGAAACCAUGAACUACCCUUUCCCUGAACUUGCAGAGUAAGAAAUGAAUAAUUGAAAAUUAAUACUUAGCUCUUUACAGUAUACCUAACUCUUGGGAAAUUACCAUUUAAAAAUAUUUUUACAUAUAUAUUCAGUUUCAGUAAAGUAGGAUGUUUAUAUAUAUAUUCAGCUUUUAUAGUAUAUCUGAUACAGAGAAGCAUUAUUUUCCAAAGUAUUUUCUUAGCCAUAUUAUUGAAAUACAUAUUUAGUUUUGAUUUAGUAAGAUAUAGGAUGUUUACUUAAAGCAUUUGAUCAUGUAUUUUUAUAUCCUGAUUUUUAUAAUAUACCUUAAAUCUUGGAAAACUUUUGUUUUCCUGGAUGAAGUUGAGAACUUCAUUCGGGAGAACCUGCUUAAGGAACUACACUAAUUCCUCUAUAAAUGAGUCAUCUGACAGCUAAAAAUCUUCUACCUCUUUAGGACACAAGACACUCACAUCUGUGAAGGGAGCAAACAUUUUACCAAAUUUGGAAAAGGGGAGCAUCUAAAAUAAGUCAGCUAUUUGCAAACCCAUUGUCCUUAGUAGCGGUAUUCUGAUUAGACCAGCGAGGUGCUCUGUGCAGAUGUGUUUGUGGACGUGCUAGUAAGUAAAUGAGAGUGAUAAAGCAGGAACUUGAGAAUAGCAGGUGCCUGCUGGGAAGGGAAACUACCUCCCAGUCUACAGACUUCCACUUGAGAACAGGCGCCAUCCAUUGGAGUUCAUCUGCCUCACACUGUAGAACAAUAAUGCAUGGCAUAAGUAAGUAAAACUCCUAAUUAUUAGAAAGACUACUGCACAACAAUUUAUAACUGAAUUCAGGUAGUGAGUAAGUGUGUUAGGUGCACACGUGUGUGGAGGCCAGAGGUCCACCUAAGAUGUCCUACCUCAGGAGCCAUCCACUUUGGUGUUGUGAUAUAGGACCUCAUGAGGAGCUAGGGCUUGCCUAUUAGGCUCAGCUGGCUGACCAGUGACCACGCGCCCACUUGGCCCUGUAGCCUUAUCAUUGGAAUUAAAAAUCAAGUGCCACAUCACCCGACUUUUUUUCUGUGGGUUUUGGGGAGAUUUGUAGCUCAGGUCCCUCAUCCUUGUACAGCAAAUACUUCACUGGCUGAGCUAUCUCUCCAACCCAUCACAGUAUUUUUUAAAAGGGAGAAAUGAUUACUGGAUUUUUUUAAUCUGCACUGCUAUAGUAAUUUAAUAAAUCUAUCUAAAAUUUUAACUAUUCUUCUAAAAAGAGAACUUGCACAUUUUAUAGGAAUUAAAUUAAUAAAAGCAGGGUUUUUUUUUUUUAAAGGUGAUAUUAGUGCUGAUUUCAGUGUUGGAAGGAUAACUCUUUAUCUUCUGCUCAUGUAUACAUACUUUUUCCAAGACUUGAAUGUCCUCUCCCAGAUGUAUGUAUCAUGAUGCCCCUGGAAGCAAGCAUAUGCUACAGUGAUUUCUUUUGAGAGCCGACAUUGACCGCACUGUCUGAAGUGCUGGGAGUCAUGGAGGCUGUGCUUCCGGCCCCGCUCUGGUUGGGGCAGACACCCAUGCUUAGACCCAGGUCGGCAACAAGUUGUGGGAGUGUAUUGAAUGGGAUUGUGGGUACACACGGAGGGAUGCAGCCUCCUUUUCUCAUAUGGUAAUAUACUGUAGACAUCUUUCUAGUCAGUACUUACAGAUCUAACUAGCAUCACAUAAUUCACACAAGUCAUGUGUGUGCAGCCCAUUCUUUACCUCGAAUGUUCAGGUUAGUUUUACCAUCAACAACAAGUUCAAGACACAGAUAUUGCCUCCUAUUGGUGUUCCUGCUUCUGUAAAGCAGGCGAAUCCCUCCCUGCCAGUUGAACCCUUGCCUUAACAUAGUAGACUUAAACUGUACUCAGUGCCUUGUUGUUUUUGUGUGAAGCUCUCAGUUAGCUCCCCAGAAACGUGUGUGCAUUUCUCAACUGUCGACCAGGACUGAAAACGUGCCUUCCAUUUGCACUUCCUUAACUACCAGCAAGGCUGAGCAUCUUCCGGGCCUGUGGGACAUUUGAGCUUUGUUUCUGUGAAUUGCACAUUGUUAUCAGUCUCCCUUUGUAAAAUUGGAGUUGUUUUUUUAAGACAUUUGUAGAAACACAGCUAGGAGAUCAUAUUACCACAUUAGCAAUUUAUUGUCUUAGUCUAGCAAAUGUCAUUUGCCCUUGUUUAUAGUAAAAGUUAGCAAAUAUUUUCUGAAGGGCCAGACACUAUUUCAGGCUUUGGGGACCUGUUUUGAUGCAACCUUUGCAGCAUGGACGCGUAUCUGUCUGAGACAGCGGUUCUCAGACUCUUCUGCCACAUCCCCAGCAGACAUUCGCCAGUGUCCACAGGCAUUUCCAUUUGUCACUUUAAAGAUGAUUGCUGCUUGUGUCUUGUGGACAGGCCAGAGAUCUCCUCAGUGUCUUGUGAUGCACACUCUAGUCCCCAAAGCAAAAUGAUGUUGCACUCCAAAAAGAUCAGUUACAUUUCUGGCCAAACAGAACUGAAUACCACAGUGUCGAUACAGCAUUCACAGAAGCAAGCAGCUGCCAUAUUGUACCUGCAGGUGUAGUUUUCUCACCCUGACUUUGGCUUUUGUCUGCAUGCAGUUUCACUGGCUGUGUUUCUGAAUUACCUUUUAUCCCAAGUAGUUUUCUGUAUUUUAUGACCUUAAAUCUUCCUUCCUAAAAAUUCAGAGGAUCAGUAGCAUGUGUGUAACAAUGGCCCAGUAUUUUUCAAGCAUGAGUUUUUGUUUGCUUAGUUUUGGUUGAAAUUACAUUUAAUAAAUCAUUUCAGAAAAAUAU
This is a messenger RNA of Onychomys torridus (southern grasshopper mouse), 6865 nucleotides long. It is a transcript of the gene Znf568, whose product is annotated as zinc finger protein 568. The record is from RefSeq and is a predicted model, not a curated record. Lineage: Eukaryota; Metazoa; Chordata; Mammalia; Rodentia; Cricetidae. Gene Ontology annotation, biological process: negative regulation of transcription by RNA polymerase II; regulation of immune system process; regulation of cytokine production. Bases 745 to 2772 code for a protein of 675 amino acids. Gene Ontology annotation, cellular component: nucleus. Gene Ontology annotation, molecular function: RNA polymerase II transcription regulatory region sequence-specific DNA binding; DNA-binding transcription repressor activity, RNA polymerase II-specific. The transcript has 10 exons.